This is a messenger RNA of Lathyrus sativus (Indian pea), 1947 nucleotides long. The record is from the annotation of a GenBank genome assembly. NCBI's taxonomy places the organism in Eukaryota, Viridiplantae, Streptophyta, Magnoliopsida, Fabales, Fabaceae.
AUGGCGACAAAAGAAGGCAAAGCCAUUGGCAUAGACCUCGGUACAACCUACAGUUGCGUCGGCGUUUGGCAAAACGACCGAGUCGAGAUCAUCCCCAACGACCAAGGCAACCGAACAACACCAUCCUACGUGGCAUUCACUGACACGGAGAGACUCAUCGGUGAUGCAGCCAAGAAUCAAGUUGCAAUGAAUCCGCAAAACACCGUUUUCGACGCGAAACGUUUAAUCGGCCGUAGAUUCUCCGAUGAAUCAGUUCAAAACGAUAUGAAACUAUGGCCGUUUAAAGUCGUUCCAGGUCCCGCUGAAAAACCGAUGAUCGUUGUCAAUUAUAAAGGCGAAGAGAAGAAAUUCGCGGCGGAGGAGAUUUCUUCCAUGGUGUUGAUCAAAAUGAGGGAAGUAGCAGAAGCGUUUUUAGGUCAAUCGGUGAAAAAUGCGGUUGUUACUGUUCCGGCUUAUUUUAACGAUUCUCAAAGACAAGCCACGAAGGACGCCGGUGCUAUCUCUGGUUUGAAUGUGCUUAGGAUAAUCAACGAACCUACUGCUGCAGCAAUUGCUUAUGGUUUGGAUAAAAAAGCUUCGAGAAAAGGUGAACAGAACGUGCUUAUUUUCGACUUAGGCGGUGGAACUUUCGAUGUUUCUCUUCUUACAAUUGAAGAAGGGAUUUUCGAAGUGAAAGCUACUGCUGGAGAUACUCAUCUUGGUGGUGAAGAUUUUGAUAACAGAAUGGUGAAUCAUUUUGUUUCGGAAUUCAGGAGGAAAAACAAGAAAGAUAUUAGUGGAAAUGCAAGAGCAUUGAGAAGAUUGAGAACUGCUUGUGAGAGAGCGAAGAGGACGCUUUCUUCGACCGCGCAAACAACGAUUGAAAUCGAUUCUUUGUAUGAAGGAAUUGAUUUCUAUGCAACCAUUACAAGGGCGAGAUUUGAAGAAUUGAAUAUGGAUUUAUUUAGGAAAUGUAUGGAGCCGGUUGAGAAGUGUCUUCGAGAUGCAAAAAUCGAUAAGAGUCAAGUUCAUGAGGUUGUUCUUGUUGGUGGAUCAACUAGGAUUCCGAAAGUUCAACAGCUUUUGCAGGAUUUCUUCAAUGGAAAAGAGCUUUGCAAGAGUAUUAACCCUGAUGAAGCUGUUGCUUAUGGUGCUGCUGUUCAAGCCGCGAUUUUAACAGGUGAAGGCGAUGAAAAGGUUCAAGAUCUUUUGUUGCUUGAUGUUACUCCUCUUAGCUUGGGUCUAGAAACUGCUGGUGGUGUUAUGACGGUUUUGAUUCCUAGGAACACGACGAUUCCGACGAAGAAGGAGCAGAUUUUUUCUACUUAUUCGGAUAAUCAACCUGGUGUUUUGAUUCAAGUUUUUGAAGGUGAACGUGCUAGAACAAAGGAUAAUAAUCUUCUUGGGAAAUUUGAACUCACUGGUAUUCCACCAGCUCCAAGAGGUGUGCCACAGGUUAAUGUUUGUUUUGAUAUUGAUGCGAAUGGGAUAUUGAAUGUUUCUGCGGAAGAUAAAACAGCUGGAGUGAAGAACAAGAUAACUAUAACAAAUGAUAAAGGGAGGUUGAGUAAGGAAGAGAUAGAGAAGAUGGUGAAAGAUGCAGAGAAGUAUAAGGCAGAGGAUGAAGAGGUGAAGAGGAAAGUGGAAGCUAAGAAUUCGCUUGAGAAUUAUGCUUAUAAUAUGAGGAAUACUAUUAAGGAUGAGAAGAUUGGUGGGAAGUUGAGUAAUGAUGAUAGGGAGAAGAUUGAGAAGGCUGUGGAGGAGGCUAUACAAUGGUUGGAAGGGAAUCAAUUGGGUGAAGUGGAGGAGUUUGAGGAUAAGCAGAAGGAGUUGGAAGGCGUUUGUAAUCCUAUUAUUGCUAAGAUGUAUCAAGGUGGUGCUGGUGGAGAUGUGCCUAUGGGUGAUGGUAUGCCUGGUGGUGGUUCUAAUGGAUCAGGACCUGGUCCUAAGAUUGAAGAGGUUGACUAA